Saccharomycopsis crataegensis is the source of this 855-nucleotide messenger RNA. RefSeq names its product SDR family oxidoreductase. The record is from RefSeq and is a predicted model, not a curated record. The transcript has a single exon. Bases 1 to 855 code for a protein of 284 amino acids. NCBI's taxonomy places the organism in Eukaryota, Fungi, Ascomycota, Saccharomycetes, Ascoideales, Saccharomycopsidaceae.
AUGACACUAACCUGGUUUAUUACCGGCGCUUCUUCUGGGCUAGGGUUAGCACUAGCAAAAACUGCCCUUGCUAAAGGUGACAAGGUUAUUGGGACCUCCCGUGAAUCAUCUAGAUUGGCGGAAAUUGUCUCCCAGGGGGCCAUUCCUCUUACGUUUAACUCAAGUGAUUCGCCCCAAGUGAUAAAUUCGAUAAUCUCCGAUGUCUUCAAAAAGCAUGGGCCAAUCGAUGUUGUGGUUAAUAAUGCAGGAUAUGGUGAAAUUGGAAUUUUUGAAGAAAUCGACUAUCCAACUAUUGAAAACCAAUAUCAAGUCAAUGUUUUUGCUCCGAUUAAAGUUCUCCAAGGGUUUUUGCCUUAUUUGCGUUCCCAAAAAUCAGGGCUUAUCAUCAAUGUCGGUAGCGUUGCUGCUUUUGGGUCUGACCCAAUUAGCGGGAUUUAUGGAUCUACUAAGGCUGCUAUCAAGAAGCUCAGUGCUUCAAUUGAUUCAGAAGUUAAGGAAUUUGGAAUCAGGGUUAUAGUGGUUGAGCCUGGGCCAUUUAGAACUCCAAUAGUGAAAAACUAUUCCGAACAAGGGGUUUUCAAAGAUCGAAGCACAAUUAAAGACUACGAUGAGUCAAGAAAGAUGGUUGAUAUGUUUUUUAGUCAUAUUAACCAAGCUAGUGGGGAUCCGAAUAGAUUUGGGAAGGCAUUGGUUAAAUUGGCACAUCGUGAAGAAGAAUUUAAAGAGUCAAUACCUUGUGUACUUGCUUUGGGGGAAUAUACUUAUGAAAGAAAGAAUGGGGUUUUCGCUGAUGAGCUUGAAGAGAUGAAGAAGUAUAAAAAUGUUACUUUUUCUACUGAUAAUCCUGAUAUGUGA